This is a messenger RNA of Lottia gigantea (owl limpet), 1423 nucleotides long. RefSeq lists its product as hypothetical. Bases 760 to 1110 code for a protein of 116 amino acids. NCBI's taxonomy places the organism in Eukaryota, Metazoa, Mollusca, Gastropoda, Lottiidae. The transcript has 5 exons. The record is from RefSeq and is a predicted model, not a curated record.
AAACGUUUCCACUACCAUUCAGCAAAUAUUUGGAUGUUUGCUUUAUGGCUUUAAUUUCUUUUUUUUCUGUUUGGAUUUCUGCUUUUUUGUUCGUAUUUCUGCUUUUUGAUUUGGUGUAUUUUACUAUGUACAGCUUUGGAAGUUCUGGUCAAAGUUGGCAGUUAAGGUCAAAGUGAGUGUAUGAGGUCUAAUGUCAAAGAUGGUGGUUGAGGUCAAAGGUCAAAGUUGGUGGAUGAGGUCAAAGGUUAAAGUUGGUGGAUGAGGUCAAAGGUUAAAGUUGGUGGAUGAGGUCAAGGGUCAAAGUUGGUAUUUGAGUUCAAGGGUCAAAGUUGGUGUUGGAUUUCAGGGGUGAAAGUUGUUAGUUGAGGUCAAAGUUUUCUUUUCAGGUUAUGGUGGUAUGAAUGAAGGGAAGGGUAUCAGAUGAGAAGAAGCAUGCAGAUAAAGAAAACACAGAUAAUGGUGGAAAGAGUAAUGGUUUUCAGUUUUUUUGUUUCGGUGUCUGCUUUUUUUUGUUUUGGCUUGGCUUUCUGUCAUAUUUGUUUGGCUUUCUGCUUUAGUUUGUUCAGAUGUGUGCUGACUUGUCCAUGACUUUUGUUUAGUUGUGUUGGUUUUAGUUUUUUGGAUUAUGAACUCAUAGGUUUAGAAGUUUGGUUAGUUUCAAUUUCAAUUGGGGAAGGGGGCGUGUAAUGAUGUUUUUCUAUUUCAGAAAUUGGUAUUUUUAUAGUCGAGAAAUAAAAAAUUCUCUGUUGGAUUGUGGAUAUGUGUGAAUUCUUUCUGGAACUUGGUCUUGAGAUUACUUUUUGGUUUAUUGAGAUAAGAAGAUAUUGGUGUAUGGUUUCAGAUAAUGGUGUUGGAAUAUGGUAUCAGAUAAUGGUGUUUGACUAUGAUUUCAGACAAUGGUGUUUGUCUAAAAGGGUGAAGAAGAUAUGGGUUGACAUGAAUGAAAUGGUUUUUACUGUGAACAUAUAUCUGGUUGUCAAGAUAGCUUCGUCCAGGUCAACUAGCUGGUUUUUGUAUUCAGUCAAUCUUACACUGAGUGUUACAGCUAAAGUUAUAGAGACAAUAGAUAUAAAGAUAGAUGAUACAGAGAGACUUGUAGUUAUAUUCUGAUGAAAGAAAGAGAAUGAUUGGAUCGUAUUGAUAACGCGUCAUGACAUUUAAGAUCGUUUUGAGUACGAAACAAGUGAAAUAAUGAUGAAAAUUUUUUUCGACAUUUCUAUCAAGGUUACAGUGACAAAAGAAAGUAUGUGCCCUGUUUAAAGUACAUUGAAAUCAUAAUGUAGGAGGAUUUGUCUGCUGCCCUGAUUGUGUGGAAUCAUAAUGCAGCAAUAAUGUUAGAUUAGAAUGGUCUCAAGUUACAUUGGCUGUGUCUUUGACUGUUAUAAUUGUGAGAAUGUUACUAAUGUAAUAAAUUGUUUUAUCU